Scomber japonicus (chub mackerel) is the source of this 723-nucleotide messenger RNA. Its product is annotated as microfibril-associated glycoprotein 4-like. NCBI's taxonomy places the organism in Eukaryota, Metazoa, Chordata, Actinopteri, Scombriformes, Scombridae. The record is from RefSeq and is a predicted model, not a curated record. Gene Ontology annotation, biological process: elastic fiber assembly. The coding region runs from base 1 to 723 and encodes 240 amino acids. The transcript has 5 exons.
AUGGUGAGUUUGGAUUUUAUUGUUGUUUUCCUGCUGAUCCCAGUGGCAGCCUGCUCCCAGGUGUUUCUUCCAGUAGACUGCUACGACUUGUAUAACAGAGGUUUUGGUCAUAGUGGAGUGUACAGUAUUUACCCAGCAGGACCAAUCUCUCCAGUCCAGGUCCACUGUGACAUGGGCUGUGAGGGUGAACCUGACAGUGGUAAAUGGACAGUCAUUCAGAGAAGAAUGGAUGGCAGCGUUAACUUUUACCGUGGAUGGGACCAGUACAAGACUGGUUUUGGACAAGCAUCUGGAGAAUACUGGCUUGGUCUGGAGAAUAUUCAUCUCCUUACUCAAAGGAAGAGUUACGAACUGAGCAUAGAAAUGGAGGACUUUGAGGGGGCAAAGGCUUAUGUCCACUACUCUUCAUUUUCUGUUGGUCCAGAGCAGGAGGGCUACAAGCUUAGCUUUAGUGGCUUCAAAAAUGGAGGAGCUGGACUUUCACUGACUGAGCAUGAUGGUCAGAAGUUCUCAACAUUUGACAAAGACCAGGACACUCACUCUUCAAAUUGUGCUAAGACCUACCUGGGUGGAUGGUGGUAUGGUGAAUGCCACAGUGCCAACCCUAAUGGGAUGUACUUAUGGGGCAGUUCAAUCUACGGGAUUGGAAUUAACUGGGUGUCUUGGAAAGGAUAUGAAUAUUCUUUGAAAGCUAUUGCGAUGAAAAUACGACCAAAAGCAUAA